Messenger RNA from Fusarium coffeatum, 1044 nucleotides. RefSeq lists its product as uncharacterized. Gene Ontology annotation, cellular component: fungal-type vacuole membrane; cytosol; phagophore assembly site membrane. Bases 1 to 1044 code for a protein of 347 amino acids. Lineage: Eukaryota; Fungi; Ascomycota; Sordariomycetes; Hypocreales; Nectriaceae. Gene Ontology annotation, biological process: autophagy of mitochondrion; nucleophagy; protein lipidation. Gene Ontology annotation, molecular function: phosphatidylinositol-3,5-bisphosphate binding; protein binding; phosphatidylinositol-3-phosphate binding. The record is from RefSeq and is a predicted model, not a curated record. The transcript is spliced from 2 exons.
AUGAGCCUUCUCCAUACGAUUGCGACUUCGCCAAAUCCCUCUGCUAUAUGCGCGCUCUCGCCAUCUUCCGAGAACUGCUUUAUCGCAUACCCGUUACCAAAACCUCGAGAAGACCCAGAUGCGAAUCGACCAGCUCAUGCUCCUCCUCAGUCCACUUUCGUUGCGCCUACGUCAGGCGAAGUCUUGAUCUUCGAUACCCUUACACUCAAAGCUGUCAACGUUAUCGAGGCGCAUCGAUCGCCACUGUGCUGCAUAUGUCUAAACAAUGAAGGAACAUUGCUGGCCACAGCUAGUGAGACGGGCACGAUCAUUCGCGUCUUCUCCGUGCCCAAGGGUCAAAAGUUAUAUCAAUUCCGGCGUGGUACCUACCCCUCCACCAUAUACAGUAUGUCCUUUAACCUCAGUUCGACUUUACUGUGCGUCUCUUCAACUUCGGACACAAUCCAUAUUUUCCGACUUGGAUCACCACCCGGAAAUACCACUCCAGCUGGUGCGCCCAUCGAACCACCCGCCUCACAACGUCAAGAUCGUUGGUCUCGAGCAAGAAGCUUCGAUGACCCUGAGUCUCCUGGUACUAGUACCGCAGCAGACUCGCCGAAGAACGAGCCAGCAGAUCUCAACGGCCCAGGGGUUGGAGUGGGCAACAACAAUCAAGGCCAUACACGGCAGAGCGGCUCUUUUAGCAGUAUGCUUCGCCGCUCUUCACAGAUAAUGGGACGCGGCGUUGCGGGAGUUAUGGGAUCGUACUUGCCACAGUCCGUAACAGAGAUGUGGGAACCAUUGCGAGAUUUUGCCUACAUCAAGAUACCUAAAUCUACUGCUCCUUCGGGGGCGUCGCGAGCUUUGCGGGAGGCCCCAGGUGGUCCUCUGCGCAGCGUUGUAGCCAUGAGUAGUAGCAGCCCACAAGUCAUGGUCGUAACAAGCGACGGAGGCUUUUACGUCUACAAUAUCGACAUGGAACAGGGCGGAGAAGGUUACCUUGUAAAACAAUUUUCUGUCUUGGAAGGCGACGACAAGAGUGACGCUUCGGGGUAUGGGAGCUAG